UUCCAGGAAAUUUAUAACGAUUAGACUUAAUUGGUAGCGAAAAUGUAAUUAUUAGUCCUAGUUUGUACCGAAACUGUGAAAAGUCUGCGCGAAAUUCCCCGCAUCACCCCUCGGCCGCUGUCAGUGGGCGCUCACCAAGCAACUCACCACAACCCAAGCAAGAGCGUGAGAGAAAACUGCGCGACCUCAAGAGCAAACGGGAAGUCAGCGAGAGCAUUCAGUCUGCUGCGAUCAGCCUAAGCAAGUGCAUGUCCGCGCACCAACGUGCACGAGUGUGGUUAAAAACCACGUGUGUCCCGCGCGUUCGAGGAAAGUUCCGCGAACGGUAGUGACCCGUGUGUGCUCCCUUGUGAGACGUUCCGUGUGUCCGCCAUCGGCCCCUGUGCGCCCUCCUCAAGCGUCGCAACGACGGCUCCGCGGGCAAACAGAACCCGCACCAGCAAGAGGUAAUUUCUGUCCUGGCGAAUUGCCCGGCCAAAAAACUAAUCUAUCGCGUACCCGCACAGCCUCAGGCCCAACGCAACCCGGGCGCGACACGAAGAGGACAGAGGUGCAGAAAAGGCGGCACGGCGGCUUCGAAAAGGUAAAACACCAUGUUCCGGAAACACGCUCGUUCCGAUCUUAAUUCUCCCAUCGUGCUCACACACACAGGGUAAAGCGACGAACCAAAAGUCCCGCGUGGGAAACGGAACCGCACCGCACACGAGACGGUGACGCAUCUGCCUGGACGAAGGCUGACUCAAAAGCGGGUAAGAGAGACAAACAAAAUGGCGGCGUCCAAAUCUCAAGGUCACCUUCCCCACUGUAGACAAUACCAUCCCGCGCUCGAAGCGCGGUCAAGCCAGGAAGAGCGACAUCAACGAACCGCGAAAAUUGGUGCCGAUACGAUCUCGAGAACGCCGAUCUGGAACGGCGUGGGUACAACUAGCAGCAGGAACAAGAACGCACAGCGGAACCGGCCUAAGCACCUCCACCUCCACCACCCGCAACCGAAGCGGACGGCCACGGUCAGAUUGACCGCCACGAAGACCCUCCAGGAGAGGGUCUUUUGGUGGAGACUCGAGCUCGUCUGGACAUCGAGGCGGACCGGUGCUGAAGAAGUUACGGGCGGAGCGGGCCGAAUCGAACGGCCGCGGUGCAGCACAAGAGCACACGUUUGUGCGAAUCGCGUGAGAGCGCGGGGACGCGGAUCGUUCGGCGCUUCCGCGUCGUGGGCCGUCAGGAAGGAUCGAGUCGUGGCUGACUUCGGGGUGACUGCUGUGGGCGAACGCGGCAGCAUGCAGCAACAGUGAGAAGGAGAGGCGCCAGCGCGCAAGUACCGCUAGAUUUAAGCACAAAUUCACACAAAAAACAUUAUGUUCCGCAUUUAGAUAGAGCCAGGUCAGGCAAAGUUUGCGAGGUCGCCUAAGCGCAUGUUUGUAUGUUUUGAGAAUCGGUACGCAAUACAGUCAUGAAGUUUAUUUUGUUGGGUUUUUUAUGCAGCUCUUGAGCUAGCCGGAAACGUCUCAUU
Culex pipiens pallens (northern house mosquito) is the source of this 1510-nucleotide messenger RNA. RefSeq lists its product as uncharacterized. The record is from RefSeq and is a predicted model, not a curated record. The transcript has 3 exons. Lineage: Eukaryota; Metazoa; Arthropoda; Insecta; Diptera; Culicidae. Bases 768 to 1292 code for a protein of 174 amino acids.